Ostrea edulis (European flat oyster) is the source of this 1635-nucleotide messenger RNA. RefSeq lists its product as uncharacterized. Lineage: Eukaryota; Metazoa; Mollusca; Bivalvia; Ostreida; Ostreidae. The coding region runs from base 1 to 1635 and encodes 544 amino acids. The transcript is spliced from 4 exons. The record is from RefSeq and is a predicted model, not a curated record.
AUGGAAGUUAUCGAUGCUUACAAUUCCCAUUCCAUAGAAAGGCGGGCGUUUUCCUCUCCUUACACAACAGAGAAUCAGAAACAUUUAGCAGAAUCAGACACAUUUAGUGUUUACUUACACAACAGAGAAUCAGACACAUUUAGUGAUUACUGUAACAGAGAAUCAGACACAUUUAGUGAUUACUGUAACAGAGAAUCAGACACAUCUAGUGAUUACUGUAACAGAGAAUCAGACACCUUUAGUGAUUACUGUAACAGAGAAUCAUACACAGAAUCAGACACAUUUAGUGUUUACUGUAACAGAGAAUCAGACACAUUUAGUGAUUACUUACACAACAGAGAAUCAGACACAUUUAGUGUUUACUGUAACAGAGAAUCAGACACAUUGAGUGAUUACCUACACAACAGAGAAUCAGACACAUUUAGUGUUUACUGUAACAGAGAAUCAGACACGUUUAGUGUUUAUUGUAACAGAGAAUCAGACACAUUUAGUGCUUACUGUAACAGAGAAUCAGACACCUUUAGUGAUUACUGUAACAGAAAAUCAUACACGUUUAGUGUUUAUUGUAACAGAGAAUCAGACACAUUUAGUGUUUACUGUAACAGAGAAUCAGACACAUUUAGUGUUUACUGUAACAGAGAAUCAGACACAUUUAGUGUUUACUGUAACAGAGAAUCAGACACAUUUAGUGAUUACUGUAACAGAGAAUCAGACACAUUUAGUGAUUACUUACACAACAGAGAAUCAAACACAUUUAGUGUUUACUGUAACAGAGAAUCAGACACAUUUAGUGAUUACUGUAAAAGAGAAUCAGACACAUUUAGUGUUUACUGUAACAGAGAAUCAGACACAUUUAGUGAUUACUGUACUUACACAACAGAGAAUCAGACACAUUUAGUGUUUACUUACACAACAGAGAAUCAGACGCAUUUAGUAGAAUCAGACACAUUUAGUGUUUAUUGUAACAGAGAAUCAGACACAUUUAGUGUUUACUGUAACAGAGAAUCAAACACAUUUAGUCAUUACUGUAACAGAGAAUCAGACACAUUUAGUGAUUACUUACACAACAGAGAAUCAGACACAUUUAGUGUUUACUGUAACAGAGAAUCAGAAACGUUUAGUGUUUAUUGUAACAGAGAAUUAGACACAUUUAGUGCUUACUGUAACAGAGAAUCAGACACCUUUAGUGAUUACUGUAACAGAGAAUCAUACACGUUUAGUGUUUAUUGUAACAGAGAAUCAGACACAUUUAGUGUUUACUGUAACAGAGAAUCAGACACAUUUAGUGUUUACUGUAACAGAGAAUCAGACACAUUUAGUGUUUACUGUAACAGAAAAUCAGACACAUUUAGUGAUUACUGUAACAGAGAAUCAGACACCUUUAGUGUUUACUGUAACAGAGAAUCAGACACAUUUAGUGAUUACUGUACUGGCACAACAGAGAAUCAGACACAUUUAGUGUUUACUUACACAACAGAGAAUCAGACACAUUUAGUGAUUACUGUAACAGGGAAUCAGACACAUUUAGUGAUUACUGUAAAAGAGAAUCAAACACAUUUAGUGUUUACUGUAACAGAGAAUCAGACACAUUUAGUGAUUACUGUACUUACACAACAGAGAAUCAGACACAUUUAG